Molecule: messenger RNA, 1148 nt
Organism: Manihot esculenta (cassava)
Lineage: Eukaryota; Viridiplantae; Streptophyta; Magnoliopsida; Malpighiales; Euphorbiaceae
Product: transcription factor MUTE
Exons: 3
Coding region: 436-1020 (194 amino acids)
Biological process (GO): stomatal complex development; positive regulation of DNA-templated transcription; guard cell differentiation
Cellular component (GO): nucleus
Molecular function (GO): protein dimerization activity; DNA-binding transcription factor activity
Source: RefSeq, a predicted model, not a curated record
CUAUGACGACUGAUCAUAUAUAUACAUUUGACAGCCAUCACUUUCUGAGUAGGAAAAUAAACAAAAAGAGAGAAUUAAUACACUUAAAUAUACAUAAAAAUAAGCAUGCAAUGACAGGUAUGAUAAGAGGGGAAUGUGCAUGAAGAAGACAUACAGGAAGUUAAGGAACACCCACCUAUUCCCCCUUGUUUUAACUCACGCACCUCAUGUAAUUGACCCACGGUAAUAAACGUGAGAUGCAAUAUCUACACAAGAAAGAGGGAGAGAGAGAGAGAGAGAGAGCAAGUGAAUGACCAAGAACCCUCACGGGUCUGCAGCAUAUAGCAUUUAAUAUCCAACCCAGAAAGGGAUUUUUGGAGUCUCCUUCUUAGUAUCUUGCCGUAUAAAUAGACAAGAAUUUUUGUAGACCUAAAAGCGACAUCUAAUUGUAGAAACAUGUCUCACAUAACUGUAGAAAGAAACCGGAGAAGACAGAUGAAUGAGCAUCUCAAAGUCUUACGUUCCUUGACCCCUUGUUUCUAUAUCAAAAGGGGGGAUCAAGCAUCUAUCAUAGCGGGUGUUGUAGAGUUUAUAAAAGAAUUGCAUCAAGUUUUGCAAGCUCUGGAAUCCAAGAAACGAAGGAAGAGUUUAAGCCCUAGUCCUAGCCCUAGCCCUAGGCCACUGCAGUUAAUAACUCUUCAGCCUGAUCAAAGCCCAUCUUUGGGGCAAGAGAAUGUUAAUGAACUAACUGCAUGCUGCAACUCUUCAGUUGCGGAUGUGGAAGCAAAGAUAUCGGGAUCAAACGUGAUCUUGAAAAUAUUAUCAAGGCCAAUACCAGGUCAAAUUGUGAGGAUAAUCAGUACCUUGGAAAAACUUUGCUUUGAGGUCCUUCAUCUGAACAUAAGUAGCAUGGAAGACACUGUUCUCUACUCCUUUGUCGUUAAGAUAGGGCUGGAAUGUCAGUUAAGUGUGGAGGAACUUGCAGUCCAAGUUCAACAAAGCUUCUUAUUUCCUCAGACAGUUUAUACAAAUUAUAUGUAGUAGCUUUGCUCUCAAUUUGCCCUUGGACUUCUAUGGUUGAUAUUUAUAUUUAUUUCUUUCGUUGAGCAGAAAGAAACAAGAUUGAAAUGGUAGAUUUUAUCACAAGCUGAAGCAAUGAACAACUUCAA